Molecule: messenger RNA, 1278 nt
Organism: Penicillium samsonianum
Lineage: Eukaryota; Fungi; Ascomycota; Eurotiomycetes; Eurotiales; Aspergillaceae
Gene: gprD
Product: protein gprD
Exons: 2
Coding region: 1-1278 (425 amino acids)
Biological process (GO): adenylate cyclase-activating G protein-coupled receptor signaling pathway
Cellular component (GO): plasma membrane
Molecular function (GO): G protein-coupled receptor activity
Source: RefSeq, a predicted model, not a curated record
AUGCUUUUCCACGUACUACGCUCCCUUACGGUUGAGGAUAAUGCCUCACUCGCUCGUCGAAAAUGGGAGUUCCACGAAGAGGUCCCUCUUGAAGGUUCCGAACGAUCGCUCUUUAUUGCCAUAGGCGUGAUUGCGCUUCUAUCCCUAGUGUCCACUCUUUCCUUGCUUUCUUUCUUGACCUAUCGAUUCAUCUACUGGCAACGUUACUAUAAAAGUCCUCUCGCCAAGAAUCAAUACGUCGUUCUCAUCUACAACCUACUUCUCGUCGACUUACAGCAAGCCAUUGCUUUUUUAAUAUGUCUUUAUUGGGUAUCGCGGGGCAGUGUUCACUACGGCGAAGCGGCCUGCUAUUUACAAGGAUGGUGGAUCAUGACAGCUGAUCCCGGCAGUGGAUUGUUUGUUUUAGCCAUCGCUUUACAUACGGGGGCAAUCGUUAUGCGUGGUCGCCAGCUCCCAUUCCGUACUUUUGCUUGGUGUGUCGUCGGACUCUGGGUUUUCAUUCUAAUUCUGGGAUUCAUUCCUGUCGGCCUGUAUGGCAAGGACGUCUUUGUGAUUUCUGAGGCCAACUGGUGCUGGCUGAGUCCUGAGUACGAGGACGAGCGUCUCUGGGGUCAUUACUUCUGGAUUUUCCUUUCCGAGUUCGGUACCGUUGUGCUUUACACCGUUAUGUUCUUCUACCUUCGAAAGCGUAUGCAACAAGCGAAGGAUCUCCGCCGUGGUCAACAAGAAAGUCUACAACGUCUUAACCGAGUCGUCAUUUACAUGGUUGUCUACCCGCUUGUGUAUCUAGUUUUGUCGCUACCUCUCGCCGCCGGCCGCAUGGCCACUGCAAGAGGCUACCCGCCUAGCAAAACAUACUUCGGUGUCGCUGGCUGCUUGAUGGCUCUGUCCGGGUUCUUUGAUGUGACGGUUUACACGUUAACACGCCGUCAUUUAUUGCUCGACACCGAACACAGCACCACCGACCGCAACUACGACGGCACCGAUUCCCAAUGUCAAACCAACAUUUCGACUGCCGGUGGUUCCAAGCCACGUAAGUUCCGCAGCAGAGGAUCUCGGCUCGGUUCUCGAUUCCAAAAGAGCGGGAACCAUGUCGAUGUCAAGGCAAAUAGACCAUUCGAGGACUCAACCGACGACAUCGUCAAUAAGAAUGAUAUGAAAAUGUCCAACUUUGGCGGUGUGCAUCAAGAAACGACGAUUGAAAUUUCACACGAACCUGUCUCUGCAUAUGAAUCUGAUGAACACGCUGAGCGAGAGCGCGAACGCCGACCCACUUGA